Danaus chrysippus (African queen) is the source of this 282-nucleotide messenger RNA. Lineage: Eukaryota; Metazoa; Arthropoda; Insecta; Lepidoptera; Nymphalidae. The record is from the annotation of a GenBank genome assembly.
AUGGUAAGAGCGCCCUCCAAGCCGGUGGGAGACCCAGGUUCGAGUCCCGGUCAAGACCACGGAUACGAAGCAGCCGAAGGGCAUGUCCUUACUAAUAAUGCAAUUAACCGCACUCUUCGCGAACAUGUUAAACGUUCGUAUAAAAAAUUCGAUUGCAAAUUGAUCGAGUCGACGAUCACAAAGGCGCAGCUCGACUCUUUUUCCCCCUCUCACCACCCUAGCACCCGACCGCUCUCACGAGAUUCUUAUUUAGAUUCGCUUCCGUCUGAUUGCUCUUGGUAA